CUCUCGCCCUCGUGUCUCCUGGCCGAUCAAAGUUCUAAACUCCCUAUCUUGUCCUCUCUACCAUCCUGUCUCGCCCCGGGAAAUUUCAAACACCCCGACUGACUCCUUUCAUCCAGUCGUGGGAAACAGGUGCCGCUAGCUUCGAGGGGCCUCAGGAGGUCUCGGCGCGCCUAACUCACUUCCUCUUUCUUUCGCGUCCCUGAUUCCUGGAAAGAUGGCCUCGUACGGCAAUGGCACGAUGUACACACCGGAUCAGUUCAUGAAUCCGGGGCCGGCCCCCCGCCCCCCGACUGAUCGUCCCAAAUUGACUCUCCCCACCAACAACAAUGUCGCGACUUCGUUCAGUCAGAUGUCGCUGAACUCGCCCAGUACUCCCGGCCCUGGCGGCAAUCUCUCGCUGUUCCCCAAUACCAGCACCCCCAGCUUGGCCCGCUCCCAGACCGCCGGUAGCAAUGGCCUUCAGAUCAUCAAAGAAGGUUACGUGCGUUGCAAGGAAGACAAGUUUCUGGCCACCUGGAAUCAGCGCUACCUGGUCCUGCGCGACUUCAAGAUUGACUUCUUGAAGAGUGAAUCCGGCAAAGUGGUGCUCUCCUUCCCCCUCUCGACCGUCACCGCCGUCGCACGUUCGGAGGAAUCAAAAAUGGCCUUUGAAGUUACUCGUCUGGCUAACCCCAAGGACGCUGCUUCUAAAGCCGCCAUGAUUACUCGUGAUGUUCCUACCAAAACCAUCACUUGUGAGGUUAAAUCCGAUGAUGAGAUCUAUGAAUGGAUUGAUAAGAUUUAUGAGCGCUGCCCUGGCAUGGGCGGUGUGAGCAACCCGACCAAUUUCAGCCACCGAGUUCACGUCGGCUUCGAUCCGCAGACGGGCGCCUUUGUGGGCUUGCCCCCAGAAUGGGAGAAGCUCCUGACCGCUUCGGCCAUCACCAAGGAGGAUUACAAGAAGAACCCCCAGGCUGUCAUCGAGGUUCUAGAGUUCUACUCCGAUAUCAAGAUGCGGGAACAAAACCCGCAAUACUAUGCCGGUAUGUCUGGCCCCGGAGGAGCGCAACCCAAGCCCCUGGGUAGCAAUACGGUGGGCAACUCGAUUGCUCCGCCUCGGCCUCCUCCACCGGGCCCUCUGCAGCGCCUCGAUAGCGGCCAGUCCAAGGGUUCCAUGGACAGCUCGAUGCGCUCAGCGACAUCUUCUCCCGCCCAGCACGGUCUGGAUGACCGUGCGGCUGAACAGCAGCGGCAACUGGAACAGAUGAAGCAGAUGGCAGAGCAAGAGCGUCGUCGUGUGGAGGAGGAACAGCGUCGCAAGGAAGAUGCAGCAUAUAAUGCAUCCAUCCCCCAGACCCGCGUUCCAAUGGCCAAGCAGGAAAUUGGUGGUUAUGGCGUCUCGGAUCCUUCGAUGAACAGCCGCUACCAGCCGAGUCGUCCGGCUCCCCAGGCGCCCGGCUCGGGAUCCCGCGCCCCUGGAGGCCAGCCGCUUACUGCCCAGCGGCCCGCGCCCGCUCCUCCUUCCCAGAGUCCUUAUGGACAAGGCCCUCCCCGAACUCCUGCUGGUGGCAGCUCGCGAAACGACGAUUCCCAAGGAUCGCCUUCUCGCUAUGCUCCCAAUGACCCUCGCGCCCAGGCAUCGUCCAGUCGCCAGCCCCAGAGCAAUGGCAGCAAGGGCCAGCAAGGGCCUCCCCCGUCCCGUCUGCCUGCUCCGGUUCAAGCUGUCAAGCCACUGAACGUUGCCAACAAGCAGGCCGGCGCCAAGCAGGCUGUUCCCGAUGGUGUUCGCCAGGCCGAGGCCGCGCUGACCAAGAAGCCCGAACCAAGCAGCAAGAAGGAGGUGCGCAUGUCAGCUAUGUCUGAGAAUGAGGUUAUGGAUCGUCUGCGGUCUGUGGUGUCCAAGGAUAACCCCAAUGAAUCGUACAGCAAGCAGCGUAAGAUUGGACAGGGUGCGUCCGGAUCCGUAUAUGUGGCUCGGGUCAAGGAGCAUGCGACCUCUGCCGUUGCCCACGAGCUGUACCGACAGUACGGCCCUCGGUGCCAGGUGGCCAUCAAGCAGAUGGAUCUGCGGAGCCAGCCUCGUAAGGAGUUGAUUGUGAACGAAAUUAUUGUUAUGAAGGACAGCCAGCACGCCAAUAUUGUCAACUUUUUGGAUUCAUUCUUGCAAGAGUCAAGCAACGAGCUCUGGGUGGUUAUGGAGUUCAUGGAGGGUGGUGCGUUGACAGAUGUCAUCGACAACAACCAGGUGAUUACGGAGAACCAGAUUGCGACAAUUUGUCAUGAGACUUGCAAGGGAUUGGCCCAUCUACACAGCCAGAACAUUAUCCACCGUGACAUCAAGAGUGACAACGUCCUGCUUGACCGAGUCGGACAUGUCAAGAUCACUGACUUUGGCUUCUGUGCUAAGCUGACUGAGUCGAAGAGCAAGCGUGCCACCAUGGUCGGUACGCCCUACUGGAUGGCGCCCGAGGUGGUUAAGCAGAAGGAGUAUGGACCCAAGGUGGACUGCUGGUCUUUGGGUAUCAUGGCUAUUGAGAUGAUCGAGUCCGAGCCCCCAUACCUCAAUGAGGAGCCCCUCAAGGCCCUGUACCUGAUUGCCACCAACGGUACACCCCGUCUGAAGAAGCCCGAGAAGCUGAGCAAGGAGCUCAAAGCCUUCCUGAGCGUUUGUCUUUGCGUAGACGUCCGCAGCCGUGCUACUGCUGAUGAGCUGUUGGCUCACGAGUUCCUUCAGACUGGUUGCAGCCUCGCCAGUUUGGCUGAGCUGCUGCGUUGGAAGAAGGCUAACGGUCAAUAAAUGAGAUGACCAACCAUACUCUGCCUUUUUUCCGUUUCCUUUGAGAGCAUGAGGAUCUCCAUCACCUCUCUUUCCUCCUCUCUCUUCCUCUUCUCAUGACCACCUAUCUCCGUCCAUAUCAGAACACGCCUUCUCACACCUCUUCCACCCCGUCUACGAAGUUGAUUGACCACCUGAAAGAAUUUUGUUCUGCGCACAUAUGGGUUCGAUUUAACGCCUCUCCGGUUUAGACAACGUUCCUUAUUGUGCCUUCUCACGAAUCCCGCAUCGGCCACUCUGCAUCACCUCACAUUCCCAUACCCGUCACUCUUGCCAUUCAUAUCCCCCAAGCCCAAAUCAACGACCCUCGACUAAGAUUUAAGCUUACGCUGCGCUGUGUUUGUAUCAUGCCUGCCUACUCCUUCCCUGCUCCCCCUUCCCCCAUUGAUUCCGCACCAUACACAACCACGGCGUGGGUAAUUGGCGUUUCAUCAUUGAAUUGUGCUUUUGCUUCUGCUUCUGCUUGCAGCUCAUGUUUCUGUUCCUGCUUUCGUGAAAUGCUGCUCUUGAUUCAACGUUUUAUACUCGUACUCGUUUUUUUAGUACUUCAGUACUGUUCUUCUGUCUAUUUUCGCGUCUAUGAUAAUCCCCGUCCUCGAUUUGAGUUGACUUGCACAAAAGAGUACUUUUUUCUUUCAUCCACGUCCAUUGUCCAUUGUCCAGACCAUUCACGUUCUCAUCAAAAUGUCUACUUGACUUUUUUCUAUGCCUAUGUCAAUGAAUCCCUGACCUGGCCUGAGUUGAAAAUGGAUUGGCGAUGUUCGACCUGUGAGCUCAUUAUUUCUGCGUUACCGCUACUUGGCCGGUUCAAUUGGUUCUAGGUCUAGUUUCGUCUCUAGUUUUUUAAGGGUCAUUUUUGGGGGUAGUCGCAAGCUCUGCUCUUCUGGUCCGCUCUCACUUAGGAUGUCCACGAUGAUGACAACGACACUGAUGAUGCUGAUGACAAUGACCAUGAUCAUGACACUAGCAUAUUUGUUGGCCUUGCACUAUAUUGGUUUGGGUCGUUAUAUAAGGGUUGGUGGAUAUGGUUGUGAUGUAUUGAUCUGAUUUAGCAGACUUUUGAUGCAUAAUGUUAAGGAUAGAUGUAAAAUUUGUGUUGGGAUUCAUUCCAUGAAUGCCUUAAUUCUAC
Molecule: messenger RNA, 3944 nt
Organism: Penicillium subrubescens
Lineage: Eukaryota; Fungi; Ascomycota; Eurotiomycetes; Eurotiales; Aspergillaceae
Product: serine/threonine protein kinase CLA4
Exons: 3
Coding region: 215-2776 (853 amino acids)
Biological process (GO): intracellular signal transduction; regulation of MAPK cascade; protein phosphorylation
Cellular component (GO): cytoplasm
Molecular function (GO): ATP binding; protein serine/threonine kinase activity
Source: RefSeq, a predicted model, not a curated record